Molecule: messenger RNA, 1719 nt
Organism: Scomber japonicus (chub mackerel)
Lineage: Eukaryota; Metazoa; Chordata; Actinopteri; Scombriformes; Scombridae
Product: ankyrin repeat and SOCS box protein 15-like
Exons: 9
Coding region: 1-1719 (572 amino acids)
Biological process (GO): intracellular signal transduction
Molecular function (GO): protein binding
Source: RefSeq, a predicted model, not a curated record
AUGAACAAUUAUGUGGAGUAUGAGGAGGAGCUAAAUGAUUACUACAUCCAGCUCAGUAUUCAGGACUCCUGUCAAGAUGCCUUCCUGAAAUCUUCAGCCAGCUUAACAGCAGCGACAGAUGAAAAUCUGAGAGUCCUGGCUGCCAUCGAGCAAGGUGAGGUCUUGGUGCUCAGGGAGAUGCUCAGACACACUUUCGCCUUCAGUGAGUCGGACAGUCGCGGCUGGCUUCCUCUCCAUCGAGCCGCAUCCCAGCCGGUGCUGGAGAUUCUGCAGACCAUCCUGAGAUUGGCGGCUCAGGGGCUCAGCCUGGAGGAGAGGACGGUCGUAGGAGGAGAGACGCCACUCACCCUCGCCAUCAAAGCCGGACUGGAGCAGAAUGUGUCGACCCUGCUGGAGUAUGGAGCUUCACCUCACAACACCAACAGCAAAGACGAGUCGCCGCUGCUGCUGGCGGUGAGGGCUGGUUCGUACGCGAUGUCGUACAAGCUGAUCUCUCACGGUGCCUGGGUGGAGCAGGCUUGCCGGAAGAAGCGGACGCCCAUGCACGAGGCGGCCAAGAUUGGUAGCGUGGAAAUCCUGAUGCUGCUGCUGAAGAACGGCGGCCGUGUAAGCCAAAAGGACGGGAUGGGGGUGACGCCGCUGGCCAUGGCUGCAGAACAGGGACACUUCCACGUCGCUGAGAUCCUGUUGAACUACGGUAGCAAAGUGAACUCUCAGGCUUAUGAUGGGGAAAGUGUCCUGCUGGACGCGGCCGGAUCAGGAAACAUCAACUGCAUUCAGCUGCUGCUGGAAAACGGGGCAGACCCCAACCUGGCCACCGUGAUCGGCCUCCUGCCCAUCCACAAAGCAGCUUACGCCGGACAUUAUGACAUUCUGAAGAUACUGAUACCUCUGACCACCAAGAGGGCUAUUAAAGAGGCAGGUCUAACCCCAGUCCACUCUGCGGCGGAGGGAAGCCAGAGCCUCUGUCUGAAGUACCUGCUGGACUGUGACUUCGACGUCAACAGCCGCAUGAAUACCAGACACUCAGACAACUAUCCUGACAUGAGGCGGAGCGCCUUGUAUUUUGCUGUCUCCAACGGUGACGUCGAAUGCACUAAGAUCUUGCUGGCAGCUGGGGCGAAGACCGACCUGGACCCGCUGUCCUGCUUCCUGGUGGCGGUCCGGUCAGGUAAAUAUGAGCUUGUGAAGAUGCUGCUGGCUGCUAAUGCAGACGUGAACUAUUACUUCUCGGUGGUGAACAACACGGUGUUCCCCACGGCGCUGCAGUACUGCCUGAAGGACGAGGUGAUGAUGAGGCUGCUGCUCAACAACGGCUACAUGGCGGAGCGUUGCUUUCAUUGUCACCAUGACAAACUCUUAGAUGCUGCAGAUGAUGUGGAUGGGAAAAUACCUUUCUGUGAAUUCAUCGGUCUCUGCUGUGUCAAACAUCUGUCCGGGAGCGUGGUCCGGAUUCUGGUGGACUACGUCAACCACGUCCCCAUCUGCUCCAAACUCAGACACAACCUGCAGAAACAGACAGAGUGGUUGGAAAUAUGUGACAUCCUCAGCAGUCCUCGCUCCCUCAGGCACCUCUGCAGACUGGAGAUCAGGAAGCGUCUGACCCUAAAGAAACUCAACAAGCCGGACAUCAUGAACAUUUUCCCUCCCAGACUGAAGAACUUCAUACUGUACGAGGAGCUCAACCUCUACGACCUGGACCCUGAAUGCAUCAUGUGA